Molecule: messenger RNA, 1430 nt
Organism: Nezara viridula (southern green stink bug)
Lineage: Eukaryota; Metazoa; Arthropoda; Insecta; Hemiptera; Pentatomidae
Source: the annotation of a GenBank genome assembly
UGUUACCUCCUUCUAGUCUGUUAUUGUGUCUCGUGGUAGUUUCUUUCUUGAGUGUUUUAUUUUUCCAUUAUGAUGGAAGACAUUAACGAAGUUAAUGAAGAAGAGAUGGACGUCGAGCCAGAACAACAAGAAGAAGGAUCUAACAACCCUGGAAGAAAGGUCUAUCUGCCUGGACAACCAUUGAAUGAUGGAGAAGAAUUGAUUCAUGAUGAGACUGCUUAUGUUAUGUUACAUGAUGGGCAUGCAGGAGAUUCAUGUUUGAGUUUUGAUAUCAUCCCGGAUGGUGCUAGUGUCUUCCAAGAUCAGUAUCCUAUCACUUCUUACUUUGCAGCUGGGACCCAGAGCCAUGCAGCAAAUGCGAACAAACUUUAUAUUAUGAAAGUAUCAAACUUGCAUAAAACAUUGAAAGAGGACGAAGACAGUGAGGAAUCUGAUGCAGAUUCUGAAGACGAAGCAAAAGAAGAACCCAUCAUGAAACAGUCCUUUAUUAAACACAACGGUGUCAUCAAUAGAGUCAGGGUAUCUUUAUUAAAUGAGUACAAAGUCUACGCUGCCGUUUGGUCGGAAACUGGAAAAGUAUCUAUUUAUGAUAUUAGACCUCAUUUAGAACAUCUUGACGCUGGUGCAAAGGAACCUAUGAAAGGGAAGAAGGGUGAAAAAGCUUUUCCAGUUUAUUCGUUCGAUGGCCACACCUCUGAGGGAUAUGGUAUCGAUUGGAGUUCUGUUGAAAAAGGUUACCUUGCUACUGGUGACUGCAAGAAGAACAUACAUAUUUGGACUCCGACCAAUGCGACAUGGGAAGUGAGUCAGAAGUCUCUGUCUGGUCACUCAGCAUCUGUAGAAGAUUUGCAGUGGUCUCCGAAUGAGCCUAAAGUCUUAGCAUCUUGCUCUGUUGACCGAUCGAUAAGGAUCUGGGAUAUCAGGCAGCCCGAUAAGAGCCAGCUAGCUGUCGAGAAAGCACACAGCUCCGAUGUAAAUGUCAUUUCUUGGAACAAGGAAGUUCCCUUAUUGGUAUCUGGUGGUGACGAUGGUGUCAUCAAUGUUUGGGAUCUUCGUCAAUUCAAGAAAAAUGGAGCUGUAGCAACGUUGAAGCACCACAAAGGACCGGUGACGACGGUAGAAUGGUGUCCUGGAGAGAGCUCAGUAUUUGCUUCCGGUGGCGAAGAUAACCAAAUAGCACUCUGGGAUUUGGGCGUAGAGAGAGAGGAUGAAAACGAAGAUCUGAAGGAACUGCCGCCACAAUUGUUGUUCAUCCAUCUCGGUCAAACAGACAUAAAGGAAUUGCAUUGGCAUCGACAGUACCCAGGCAUGAUCAUCAGCACUGCCAGCUCUGGAUUUAAUUUUUUCAAAACUAUAAGUGUUUGAAAUAAUUUAAUUCACGAUUCAAUGUUUUAAUUAUUAUGAACCAUUGUAAAUAACUUGUACAAAAG